Molecule: messenger RNA, 267 nt
Organism: Saprolegnia diclina VS20
Lineage: Eukaryota; Oomycota; Saprolegniomycetes; Saprolegniales; Saprolegniaceae
Exons: 2
Coding region: 1-267 (88 amino acids)
Source: RefSeq, a predicted model, not a curated record
AUGGGCGCCGUGAGCAAGUUUCCGUACCCCAAGCACACGUGGUCGCCGGCCGGUGGCUGGUGGAACGAGCCGAAGAACUGGAAGACGCGCACGGGCGUCCUCGUCGGCGUGCUCGGCCUCCUCAUCGUGCCCAUGGCCUCGUUCGCCACCAAGCACAAGACGACCUACAGCCACCUCCCGGCCACGCAAGAAGACGUCCGCCGCAGCGUCGACAAUGGCGCUAGCCCAACCGUCUCCAACGUGGCCUGCGUGGCGACCAUAUCCUAG